AUGUCCUGGACCUGGAGUCCUUGCGCAUCAGAAGAUGAAAUGAUAUACCUCUUGAGGGACUGCCGAUGUUCAUCUGAAAUACGCAUCCACUCAAAGGCCCCACCCAAUUUCCGCUUCUCGAAUAACUUCCGUAGAAUCGAUUGCUUAGACAUCAGUAAUUCCAAUUGGGUAACAAUCGAUAACCUAUUGACCAUGGAUGGAAUUGAUAUUCAUCUGGAAAAAGCCUGUUUCACUAGUAGUGAUUUGAAUGUCUUCCUCAGGCACUGGCUGUCUGGAGGGUGUCCCCGAUUGAAACUAUUCUGCGCUAGAACAGGAUCUGUGGAUAUCUUUCAAGUACUCGCUGGUUUACUGGAUAAUGCAGUUCUUGUGGAGGAACGUGGAGACUACACCAGGUAG
Molecule: messenger RNA, 396 nt
Organism: Caenorhabditis remanei
Lineage: Eukaryota; Metazoa; Nematoda; Chromadorea; Rhabditida; Rhabditidae
Exons: 1
Coding region: 1-396 (131 amino acids)
Biological process (GO): embryo development
Source: RefSeq, a predicted model, not a curated record